AUGGCGGCCGCACAGGCAGCAGGAUUAAAGCCACCAAAACCUUUGGUUUUGGGUGACAACAUGGCUGAAGUGUGGAAAUCUUGGACCCGCCAGUUUGUUUGGUUUGCUACAGCGACACAGCUGAAUGACAAACCACCACAAGUGCAAGUAGCCACUUUCAUGACAGCGAUUGGGGCGGAUUGCAUUCGUAUCUUUGAUACAAUCAAUCUUACGCCGGAAGAAGAAAAUAAUCUAGUAGUGAUAAAGGCCAAGUUUGAUGAAUAUUUCAUCCCCAAAUCAUGUGUGACAUACGAACGUUACGUGUUCAACCAAAUUUCUCAAAACGAAGAUGAGUUGACAGAAACUUUCAUAGCGCGAGUGAAAGAACAAGCAAAAAAGUGUGACUUCGUGCAAUUGCACGAUUCCCUGGUGAAAGAUAGGAUCAUAAUUGGGUUGAAAUUCACCAAACUAAUGCCGCAACUCCUAAAUGACUCAUUGACCCUGGACAAAACAAUCGAAAUGUGUCGGAACCAUGAGUUGACUGCCAGGCAGUCCCAAGCGAUGGUCUCCGUCGCAGUUGCUGAGAAAGUGGAAGUCUUGAAAAUGGACAGAAGAGAAAGAAAAAGUGAAAGAAAAGUGGACAUGAAAUUAAACAAACAAAGAUACGAGAGUGAUGAAAAUAUACAGUGUGAAAAGUGUGGAAGAAAUCAUAAAAAGUUUAAGUGUCCUGCUUACGGAAAGGAAUGCUAUACUUGUGGCCGCAGAGGACAUUUUGCCACUCAUUGUCUCAUUGAAAAUGGGAGUGGUGAAAGUUCAGAAGAAGAGCUGUUUAUCGGUGCACUGGAAGCCUUGGAUGAAGGAGAGGAUUGGUUCGAAACAGUGAAAGUUAAUAUCAGCAAAGUUUCGGUGAAAUUAGAUACUGGUGCCCACUGCAAUGUUCUCCCACUUUGGAUGGUAGAGAAAUUAGACCUGUUGCUGCUAAAACCCUCGCCAACAAAGUGGUUGCUGACGUUCUCCAAUCACAAGAUGCGAGUUCUAGGGGAAGUUGACCCAGUUUGCACCGUAAAGCAAAAGCAGUCCCGGAUUACGUUCAAAGUGGUCGAGGAACGAGUAAUACCAUUACUCGGUAGGAAAACAUGCAUUGCACAGAAUCUGAUAACUCGAAUCGACUCUCUCGAGAUAGAUGACGUCGAGGUGUACGAUGGUCUUGGUUGUUUGAAGGGCUACAUUUAUGACAUCGACCUAGUAGAAAACGCACAGUGGGAAAGUCGACCAGCCAGGCACGUUCCCCACAGUAUUCGGGACCAAGUGAAGAAAGAACUUGAUGCAAUGGAAAAACUGGGAGUCAUCGAAAGGAUUCAUGAGCCUACACCAGUAGUAAGUGCCAUGGUUUUAGUUCGCCGUAACAACAAAUUAAGAAUCUGUAUUGAUCCAUCACAGGUCAAUCAAAAUUUGCUGAGACGUCAUCACCCGCUGACGACAAUGGAAGAAAUUUCUGCCAGACUGAAAAAUUCAAAGUGUUUCUCCAUAUUAGACUGCAAAAAAGGGUUUUGGCAGAUUCGUGUCACAGAAAGAACAUCCAAAUACCUCACAUUCGGUACCCCUUGGGGAAGGUACUGUUGCAAACGGCUCCCUUUUGGUUUGGCAUCAGCACCAGAAGUAUUCCAAAAGGUUAUGCAAGAUAUUUUGGAAAGAAUAGAUGGAGUUGAGUGUUCAAUGGACGAUGUACUGAUACAUGCCGAGAACGAGUCUCACCUGGAAUCAAUCACCAAGGAAGUUAUAAGCCGCAUCAUUGCCUCCGCUAAAUAA
Uranotaenia lowii is the source of this 1788-nucleotide messenger RNA. RefSeq lists its product as uncharacterized. The transcript has a single exon. Bases 1 to 1788 code for a protein of 595 amino acids. Lineage: Eukaryota; Metazoa; Arthropoda; Insecta; Diptera; Culicidae. Gene Ontology annotation, molecular function: nucleic acid binding; zinc ion binding. The record is from RefSeq and is a predicted model, not a curated record.